Brettanomyces bruxellensis is the source of this 357-nucleotide messenger RNA. RefSeq lists its product as uncharacterized. The record is from RefSeq and is a predicted model, not a curated record. NCBI's taxonomy places the organism in Eukaryota, Fungi, Ascomycota, Pichiomycetes, Pichiales, Pichiaceae. The coding region runs from base 1 to 357 and encodes 118 amino acids. The transcript has a single exon.
AUGCCGCUCAAUUACUCGCAAGAUGAUAUGGAGGAUUAUGCCAAUGAAAACGAUUCUGAUGAGCAGUUCAAUGAGGAUAAUUUGAAUGAUGAGGACUAUAAUACCCUUUAUGAAUUAUUACCAAAGGUUAAAGAGCAAACAGAUGGCAAGUACAGAAAUUUGGACGAUCAGAAAAUCAAGGAGUUACUCUGGAUGAACUAUUUCAGCAUUGAUGAUACCAUAGAAGAGAUCAAAAGAUCAUAUAAGAGUAAGUAUAUUCUAUUUUUACUGGAAGUAAUAACUUGGUGGUGGGCAAAUCAUGAGAACUACAGAGAAUUGGCGAACAUGACAUUUCAGACAGUAGAGAUUGCUGUUUAG